Naegleria gruberi is the source of this 684-nucleotide messenger RNA. RefSeq names its product rab family small GTPase. The transcript has 6 exons. Lineage: Eukaryota; Heterolobosea; Eutetramitea; Acrasida; Naegleriidae. The coding region runs from base 4 to 615 and encodes 203 amino acids. The record is from RefSeq and is a predicted model, not a curated record. Gene Ontology annotation, molecular function: GTP binding; GTPase activity.
AAAAUGAAUCCAGAAUACGAUUAUUUGUUCAAGUUACUUUUGAUUGGUGAUAGCGGUGUUGGUAAAAGCUGUCUUCUCCUUCGUUUUGCUGACGAUACCUACACUGACAGUUACAUCAGUACUAUUGGUGUCGACUUUAAGAUUCGUACCAUUGAAUUAGAUGGUAAAACCAUAAAGUUGCAAAUCUGGGACACUGCUGGUCAAGAACGAUUCAGAACAAUGACUUCAAGCUACUACAGAGGUGCUCACGGUAUUAUCAUUGUCUAUGAUGUCACUGAUCAAGAUUCCUUCUCCAACGUCAAGCAAUGGCUCAGUGAAAUUGAUCGUUAUGCUUCCGACAAUGUUAACAAGUUGUUGGUUGGUAACAAGUGUGAUCUCACUUCCAAGAAGCAAGUUGAUCGUAGCACUGCUGAAGAAUUUGCUAAGAGUUUGAAUAUUCCAUUCCUUGAAACUAGUGCCAAGAUUUCAACCAAUGUUGAACAAGCUUUCAUGACUAUGGCUGCUGAAAUUAAGAAUAGACUUGCCAGUCAACCAAUUACUACACAACAACAACCAUCCCUUGGAAUUACUCCUGCCCCAUCAAAGCCACAAUCAAACGGUGGAUGCUGUGGAUAAUUUCAUUCUUUGGAGCAAAAACUUUUGUAGAUCUAUAUGAUUAAAGCCUGUACAGAGAGUUAAAUAUUC